CAUUAAUAUUUCCCGCGCUUCGCGCAAUUUUUGUUUGACCGGUCAACAUUGUGUAAAUAUUUUAUUUUUAAAUUAAAUAAAGUACGAAAAUGGGUAUUCUAGGUUUAUCUAAAUUAAUAGCCGAUAUUGCCCCUCAAGCCGUUAAAGAAUGUGACAUCAAAAACUACUUCGGCCGUAAAAUAGCCAUCGAUGCGUCUAUGAGCCUUUACCAGUUCCUCAUUGCUGUCAGGUCUGAAGGUAACCAGCUAACAACAGUCAAUGGAGAGCCAACAUCACAUCUUAUGGGUACCUUCUACCGCACAAUCAGGCUCGUGGAGAAUGGCAUCAAGCCUGUCUAUGUGUUUGACGGGAAACCCCCCGAGAUGAAGUCCCACCAGCUGGACAAGCGAGCUGAGAGGCGAGAGGAAGCUGAAAAAGAGCUCCAGAAAGCUACAGAAGCUGGUGACCAAGCAUCCAUAGACAAGUUCAACCGGCGCCUGGUGAAGGUGACGCGCCAGCAUGGGGAGGAGGCGCGCGAGCUGCUGCGGCUCAUGGGAGUGCCCACCGUGGAGGCUCCAUGCGAGGCUGAGGCGCAGUGUGCUGAGCUGGUAAAAGCCGGCAAGGUCUUCGCUGUAGCCACAGAGGACAUGGACGCCCUGACCUUCGGCUCCACCGUGCUGCUCCGACACCUGACGUUCAGCGAGGCGCGCAAGAUGCCCGUGCAGGAGUUCCAUCUGGACCAGGUGCUGGACGGACUGGGACUGAAGCAGGAAGAGUUCAUAGACCUAUGCAUCCUGCUGGGCUGCGACUACUGCGGCUCCAUCCGCGGCGUGGGGCCCAAGCGCGCCAUCGACCUCAUCCGGCAACACCGCUCGCUCGAGCAGGUGCUGAAAAACAUCGACACGGCCAAGUACCAGCCGCCCGAAGACUGGAGCUACCAGGACGCGCGCCGACUGUUCCUCACGCCGGAGGUGGCCAAGGCUGAUGAUGUGCAGUUGAAAUGGUCAGACCCCGACGAGGAAGGCCUAGUGAAGUUCCUCUGCGGAGACCGUCAGUUCAGCGAGGAGCGCGUGCGCAACGGAGCCAAGAAACUGAUGAAGGCGCGCAGCGGCACCACGCAGGGACGACUCGACGGCUUCUUUAAGGUAACAACGACACCCAACCCCAAACGCAAGGCUGAUGAUGAUAAGAAAAAUGCAGCCAAUAAGAAAGCGAAAUCAGGCGGUGGUGGUAGAGGAAGGAAACCCAAAUGAAUCUCGUCUUUAUAGAU
Messenger RNA from Plutella xylostella (diamondback moth), 1249 nucleotides. It is a transcript of the gene Fen1, whose product is annotated as Flap structure-specific endonuclease 1. The record is from RefSeq and is a predicted model, not a curated record. Lineage: Eukaryota; Metazoa; Arthropoda; Insecta; Lepidoptera; Plutellidae. Gene Ontology annotation, molecular function: 5'-3' exonuclease activity; RNA-DNA hybrid ribonuclease activity; 5'-flap endonuclease activity. Gene Ontology annotation, cellular component: nucleus.